Messenger RNA from Nannizzia gypsea CBS 118893, 1752 nucleotides. RefSeq names its product DnaJ domain-containing protein. The record is from RefSeq and is a predicted model, not a curated record. The transcript has a single exon. NCBI's taxonomy places the organism in Eukaryota, Fungi, Ascomycota, Eurotiomycetes, Onygenales, Arthrodermataceae. Bases 1 to 1752 code for a protein of 583 amino acids.
AUGAUCGAUCUGCCUGCUAAUGAUCCCUACGAUGUCCUUGGGAUACCAUCGACUGCCCAGACAGCCCAGAUCCGGACUGCAUACAAGAAACUAGCCCUCAAGUUCCAUCCCGACAAGAUACAGGAUGAGGCCCUCCGGGAAAAGGGCACAGCUGAGUUCCAGAAGAUACAGGAGGCCUACGAGCUCAUCUCUGACGAGAACAAGCGUGCUCAGUAUGACCAGGUAAAACGAGCUGCCGCUGCUGCAAAGGAGCGGAUGGCGGCUAGAAACUCAUCUGGCUCGGCGAGGACAAGAGAAAACUGUGUGUUCGAAGAUAUCACCCCCAGGGGAUACCCGAAAGGUUCAAAGUACGAUUCUCGACAGCAGCCGCCGCCUCCUCCUACUUCUUCUUCAAAACCUCGUCGGGCUCCUCGAGAUCCCUCGCCAGUCUCGGUAGACCGAAAUCCAAGACCAUCUCGUUAUUCGGACGACGACUCUCCCUACGAGGAACGCCGCGCGAGCUCAAGAAAGUACGCUGAGUACGAGAGAAGACAUCACCACUCUAGAACUAGAGGCAGAGACACAUACGAGAGGAAGUCCAGCAGCAGUAGCAGCAAGGACCACAUCAAACGCGAAGCCAACCGUCUCGCAAAGGAGAGGGCAAAGGAGACCCGAGAAUCGACUAGAAGUAGUCGUGCCAGAAAUGCCAAGUUCCGUGACACUGAGCGUCGUCGAGAUACUUCGGAAAAGCACAGCCGUACGGCUUACGCUGCCACUGUCGAAGAAGAGUACUCCGAUGAGUCCUCUUCUGACUCUGGUUCUGACUCUGACUACAGCGAACCGGAGUACACUCGCCCGUACAGAGAACAUCGAAGACCUACCGAGAAAGCUAGAUACCCUGAUGCAAGCUACUCUUCCAGCUGGGAGAGCCCCAAGAUGGCUGCCGACAUCGAGGGAGCCUGUGAAUACAUGAGAUCCAAAGCUGGAAUGCAAAAGGCCGCAGAAGGAAAGCCAAAUGUAGUAUAUGUUACUCCACUAGGGUCAUCCCGUCGAGAAAAGGACACCGCUCGUCGCUCCUCUGCCAGACCUCGCAUGCCGGAGCGAGAACGAGAGCGAGAAAGAGAUAGGGAUAGAGAGAGAGACAGAGAUAGGGAAAGAGAAAGGGAAAGGGAAAGGGAAAGAGACAGAGACAGAGAGAGGGAUACCUUCGAACCUCCUCGCUUCCAAAGUGCAUACAGCAUCCCAACCCGAGGCACACACUCAAAGUCCUCCUCCACAUCAUCGCGCGCCCCUCCCACUCUCCGCAGAGCAGGAACAGUGCCAGCCACCUUUGAUACCCGCCAUGUUGAACCAAUUGUUCCUCGAUCAGUCAGACAGAAUGGCACCCUGUACGAUUCUGGCUACAGCAGUCCAGCAAGCAGUCCCCCCAUCAUCCCAUCUGGUGAUUUCUUGCGCCCUAACACCCGCCAGCCCAAAAUCAUCACGCCAACAAGCGGCAGCACCAGCAGCAGUAGUAGCAGCAGUAGCUCCGGCCACCGGCGCACUCAGAGCACAUCCCCUCUACACAGAGACCCAGUCACAAUCCAGCCUACUUCUGCUCCCCCAAGAAGUCGUCCUUCUGAAAUGUUCCAAGAACUGAAACCGAACCCGAACUACUACCAUGUCUUUCCCAGCCAAGUGCGGUAUUCGCCGCGCAUUGGAACGGAAGACAUUUCCUUUGGUGGUCCACCAAAGAAGCCGGCCUUCUUCAGGAAAGCCUCUGCUGUCUCUUGA